CAGCCCCGCACGGCCCCGCACGGCCCAGCACGGCCCCGCCGGGACACAGCCCGGCCCCCCCAGCCCGGCGGAGGAGAGGCUGAGGGCUCGCCAUGCCGCUGGUGAAGAGGAACAUCGAGCCCCGGCACCUGUGCCGGGGGGCCCUUCCCGACGGGGUGACCAGUGAGCUGGAGUGUGUCACCAACAGCACGCUGGCUGCCAUCAUCAAACAGCUGGGCAGCCUCAGCAGGCACGCAGAGGACAUCUUCGGAGAGCUGUUCAACGAAGCCAACAGCUUCUACAUGAGGAUGAACUCACUGCAGGAGAGGGUGGACCUGCUGGUCAUCAAGGUGACUCAGCUGGACUCCACCGUGGAGGAAGUUUCGCUGCAGGACAUCAACAUGAGGAAAGCCUUCAAGAGCUCCACGGUGCAGAACCAGCAGGUGGUGUCCCGCAACUCCAUCCCCAACCCGGUGAUGGAGAUGUACCAGCGCUGCGACAAGCCCCCGCCCCUCAACAUCCUCACACCCUACAGGGAUGACAAGAAGGACGGCCUCAAAUUCUACACCGACCCCUCCUACUUCUUCAACUUAUGGAAGGAGAAGAUGCUGCAGGCGACAGAAGACAAGAGGAAGGAGAAGCGCAGGCAGAAGGAGCAGCGGCUGGUGGAGGACUCCACCCGGGAGGUGAAGAAAGUGAGGAAAGCCCGCAACCGGCGCCUGGAGUGGAACAUGAUGGCGUAUGAUAAAGAGUUCCGGCCGGAUAACAGGUUCUCACCAUCCCCCUAUCACAUGGCAUCAUCGGAAGGAUCACUGUCCCCAGAUAAUAGGUCCUACGCGUCGGACGCUGCCGACCACUCGUACCCGGCCAGCCCCAACCACCCGGCCCAGCUGCUGGCCCCCGCCGCCCACCUGGCCCCGGCGGAGCACAAGGAGGGGCUGGCAGCCCCCACGCCCCCGGAGCACGGGUUCCGGCCCGCGGGCAGCCGGCAGAACAGCCUGACCCGCCUGCAGCAGCCCCACGCGCCGCCGCCGCCCGAGGCCGUGCUCAACGGGCCCAGACCCCACCUAGUCAAGGAUUACGGCCCGCAGCCGGUGCCCAUGGCCGAGUACUUCGUGCCGCCGGCCCCGCCGCCGCCGCCGCCCGUCAUCCCGUCGGCGCAGACCGCCUUCGACAGCCCCAUCUCGGCUCCCCCCGCUCUGGCCCCCGGCUCGGCCGCAGCCCCGUCCUACGCCCCGUCACCGCCCCCCGCGCCCCCCGGGCCCUACUCCGCCUCCCCGCCGCAGAGCGGCCCCAUGGGACCCCCGGUGGCGCCGCCGCCGCCGCCGCCCGGGCCCCCGGCCGUGUCCGCCUCGCCCGCGCACUCCGCCUCGCCGCCCGCCCCCGCCGAGCCCCGCAAGCCGCAGGUGCCGCUGAUGCCCAUGAGCGACGCCCGGAGCGACCUGCUGGCAGCCAUCCGCAGGGGAAUCCAACUCCGGAAGGUCCAGGAGCAGUGGGAACAAGAGGCCAAGAAAGAGCCCGUGGGCAAUGACGUGGCCACCAUCCUGUCGCGCCGCAUUGCCGUGGAGUACAGCGAGUCCGACGACGACUCGGAGCUGGACGAUAACGAGUGGUCGGACUGAGGGCCCCGGCGGGGCGGGCUCGGGCUCCUGCUCCCCUCCAGGUGUGUAUGGGCACCUUCCCCAAGGGGCUCCUGCUCCCCUCCAGGUGUGUAUGGGCACCUUCCCCAAGGGGCUCCUGCUCCCCUCCAGGUGUGUAUGGGCACCUUCCCCAAGGGGCUCCUGCUCCCCUCCAGGUGUGUUUGGGCACCUUCCCCAGCAUCGCUGCCAGUGGGCGCGGGGCCCCGCUCGGUCAAGAGCUUUGCUUUUACACUUUGUCCAAAACCCUUCGGGCAGCAGCAGCAGCAGCAGCACUGGUAGGAUACACCUCGGAGGCAGUGAGAGCAGAAAUUAGCAGCACCUUCACAGUUAAUGACUUCCAAAAUUCUCUGAAGGCAGGUUAAUAGGAUUACUCCAGAUUUACACCUGGAGCAAGAGCAGAGACUGGCCCUGAGUGUGCUUUGUGAGAGGAGGGAGCCCCAGAGGCAGCAGUGCUUUUCCAGCUGUAUGUUAAUUGUGAUAACGAGAAGCUCCUGGAGAAAAAGCCUUGUUUGCACAGCUGGUGCCACCACGGGAGCUCAGGGGUGUCCUUGUGGGCUUGGGGACACUGCUGCUGGUGGUUUUGGGGUCAGGCAGCUCCAAAGGCAGCGUGCAGGCAGGAGCCUCCUUCCCUACAGAGCAAUGCUCCACGUUUAGUAGCAUUUACACCCUUGUGUUGUUGCUCCCUGGAAAAUCAUGGAAUGCUUUGGGUUGGAAGGCACCCUUAGAGCCCAUCUAGUCCAACCAGAACUGGGACACUCUCCACUAGACCAGGUUGCCUGAGCAGCCCAAGGUGUUGGUGACCUUAGCCUGUAUCCACCCUCAGAGCUGGUUCAGGAGCAAAUGAGGAAGGCAAGGCUGGAGUGGCUGGCAGGGAGACCCAGCCCUGUCUGGGCUUGUCUUGCCUUUUCCAGCAAGGGGUAGAGGUGUCCAGGGAGUUCCCUCAAGCCCAGCUCUCCUUGGCCUUAGCAUGGCACCAUUUCAGUGUGAUUUGGGAAAAAGUGAAUUAGACAAUCUGCUGCUUUCAGGUAAACUCUCAACUUGCACUUUGCAGCCCCACAAACUCUGCCUGUACAGCUGGGAUCAGCUCUGAGCCAGGUGCUGAUUCCCCCUGCCUGAUCCUGCUCCAUCCCCUGUCCCACGUUUGGACACUGAUGGAGGAGCUGGUGACAGCCCCUGUUUCAGCACUGAAAGUACCUGUUUUCCCAUCAAAACAGAGCCUGACCCGUGGAAGACUUUUCACAGAGCUACGAAGGGAGGAGGCACAGAGGAAGGCAGAGGAAAGGGGUGGGAAAUACUGGAAAUAUCACAGGCAGGUGUGAACACCUGCAGAGAGCUGGGAGAGGUUCCCCAGCUGUGGAAAAUGGGCCAGGACCAGCUGUGGAUUGGCCAGUGUGAUGUCCCCAGAGCCUCUCUUGUGUUCCCCUAUACCACAGACCCCUGAACAGGGAAAGCUGAGCUCUGUGCCCAGUUCCCUGCCUCUCCCAGUAGCCCUGCAGGUGGUGGCUGCUUCAGCAGGAUUUUGGCUAUGUAGAAGCAGCCAGACCUGCAAAAGAGGUGGGAGGAUAUGGCUGAGACCCAAAUGCUGAUGGUUAAAUUCACAAAAUCCUAGAAUGGUUUGGGAUAAAAGGGACCUUAAAGACAUCUCAUCAGAACCCCCUGCCAAGGGCACCUUCCACUAGACCAGGUUGCUGAUUUCCUGGGAAAUGCUGGUGUUGAGCAAUGUCCCAAACAUGUGCUCAUUUGCCCUCAGUGACAAACCCCUCAUGGCCAGAUGUGGUGAGUCCUCUGCCCAGCUGCUGGGAAAUGCCCCCAGGAGCUCUUCCUUCUCUUGAGUGGCACAAAAUGCUCUCUUGUCCCUUGGAUGUGACACUUUCCACACCUCCACACCCAGGCUGGGAGCUGCUGAGUGGGCUUGAGCAGGGGUGCAGAAGGGAUUUGGGAUGUGGGAGAGGGCAAGGCAAGAAGCAACAGGAUACAUGGAAUAACUCAUCUGCAAAACCCAAGGUGCAGGAGUGACCAGAGGGACAGGGAGACACCGUGCCCUGCAGGUGACCAGGAAAUUCCUGGUGCACACUGAGAGCUCUUGAUUCUGGUGUUGACCCUCUGAGAUGCAGGGAAAUGGCUGCAGGAGCUUUUUACAGAGCCCCUGCAAUGCCCAGGAGCUGCUUUCCUUGGGAAGGCAGCUGGGGUUUGGUGGAGCAGGUUCAGAAGGAGGCCGUGUAAAAAUUCAGGGCAACAUUUAAGGUGGAGUUUCUGGUGGAGCAUUAUUAACGUGGAUACAAUCACAAAACUGUGUGAAAGCAAACAGAAAUUUGGUUUGUAGAGGUAAUUUAGGGAGAGUAAGGAACCCUUUGUGAGAGAGAGAAAACAGCAGGGGCUGGUGGAGCUGCUCUUGUCUGUUCCAGAGGUGGAGGGGCUGCAGAGUCACUGUGGGGACCCAGCAGAGCUGAGGAGCCCCACUGGGCCUGGGAGGGGCUCAGGGACACAGGGGCUCAUCCCUGGGCUCUGUGACUGUCCCAGCUCUGCAAAGCUGAGCCACUCCUGGGGUGUGGUAUUUUUGGGGUCCCCAGGACAACGGAGGAAUUGAGAAUCUUACUCCGUGUUCUUAGAAGGCUGAUUUAUUAUUUUAUGUACUUAUAUUACAUUAAAGAAUGCUAGACUAAAACUAUACUGAAGAAUAGAGAAAGGAUACUUACAGAAGGUUUAACAAGAUACACUGAAAAACUCGUGACCUCUUCCAGAGUCCCAGCACAGCCAGAUGGUGAUUGGUCAUGAACUAAAAACAAUUCACAUGUUGGAUAAACAAUCUCCAAAGCAGCAAAACACAGGAGAAGCAAAGCAGAUAAUUCUUGUUUUCAUUUUCCUCUGAGGCUUCUCAGCUUCCCAGGAGAAGAAAUCCUGGUGAAGGGAUUUUUCAGUGGCAGUGGCACUGGUGGGAGCUGGAGAGCAGCCCCUGAGGGAUCCAGUCCCUUCUCUUCAUGCCCCAGCUGCUCUGGGUGUGCCACAUGGGCCGUGGCAAUUGGGGCAGGACCCCGUGGGUGUGUGGCAGCCAGGGCUGUCCCUGGGGCCUCCCACAGCCCUGUCACCUGUGCUGGGGCUGGCAGCUGCCAGGAUUGGUGCCGUGGCAUGGCAAAGGGCUCGACAAUCACAGGAAGGUUGGAAGGGACCCUCAAGGGCAUUUAGGUCACUCAGGGCACACCUGCAGAGCAGAUGCACAGCUGGCAGCCCCAGGGGGCAGGAAAGGCUCACCCCCAUUUCCUCACAUCUUUAUGUUGUUCCACCACAUCCCCACUGGUGUCAAACACCCACCCCAGCAGUCCCAGCACGUCCUCUCCCCUCCUGUUCUGCUGAAGGAAAUCCCCUGAGAGCACAAACCCAGCUCCCAUUCUCAGCUGCAAGGCCAGCCAGCAGCUCCACGGCCUCCCAGCACUGCCAGCUGGUUGGGAACAUCCCCACCCUCCUCUUCAGGGACCAGACCUGCCAUGGACACCCUUCAGCUCUCUAGGUAGCAGGGGUGGGAUCCCCCAUCCUCACCCCAGAGAGGUGGAGCUGGUGGAGAAGUGCCCUCGGGGGGGUUGGACACCCAUUUCUGGCCUGGCCAUGGCACACCCAGAUCUUCCCAACCCUCCCAGCAGCACCCCAGGAGUCAUUCAGGUGGGAAAGGACCUCCAGGACCUCCAGGGUGGAGCAUUAAUGCCACGAGAGCCAGUCCAUCCCCAGUGCCUUCCCUUGAGGGGCUCAGCUCCACCACCUCCAUCUGAGGCAGAAUCACCUGGUGUUUGCUCAGGUGACCUUUGCAGUCCAACAGAAGUGACACCAAUUCCUUGGCUGCUCUGGCUGGUGCUGCUGGGAGUGUGCCAUGCUAAUUAACACUGUCUGUCUGUCUGUCCCACGUGCUGCACACUCAGUGGUUUGCACAUAUGUGCCUAUUUCUGUGCAUCCUCCCCAAAGUAGGCCAGGCUGAGUUACACAACCUGAAAUGCUCAAACCCUCAUGUGGGCUGAUAUAAAAGUGAAUAUUUAAGUAUUUUAUCUAGCUUGGCAGACAUUAAAAAUACAAUCCAGGUCACAGAUGAUUGAAUUUCUCCUCUCUCAAGAGUGCCAGAAUUGGGCUGAGGAGGUUCUCCUGUACAUUAAGGUAUCGUGUUCCUGCUAAAAUAUUGCAGUGGCAUUUCAUUGCCAAAGGAUAAUCACAGAGUGCCAAACAUUUAAUGAGCCCAACUGAUCUCCUGAGAGCUCCUCUUUCCAUUUUAUCUACUUCCCCCUACUUGCCAAUUUAUGGGCAUAGAUUAAAGAUAAUAAAUAUGGCUGUCAACAGCAGGGGAAAUACCCUGUGUCCAUACAAAUGGGCUGGGCUGGAUCAGUGGAACAGGAAAUGGGAAAAUUUGGGGUCUGCUUGGAGAUGUCAGUGGAAGGCUGUCCUCCUUGAGGUCCAUCAGGAGUCUCUUGGACAUCCCAGGUGCAUCUGAAAAGGGGCUUUACAGGGAGCACUGUGCCCAUGGCACAGCUGUGAAGCUGCAGCAGGAGGGAAGGCUGCUCCUGCUCGGGAUGCUGGGGGCUGGUGGAAGUCCUGCAGUGUUCCCUCCUGGAAUUGUCUCCCUGAUUUGGAGGGACCACUGGAGCUGGCUGGUGGUGCUGGUGGCUCUCAAAGGAUCAGUGUCCUGCAGGAAGAAAGGACUGGACAGUUUCUAGUUUCUAAUUUCCCACCCAGGGAGGAGACCUAGAGAGGAGCAAUCACCCAUCCCACCCAGCCUUUGCAGCUGUUUCAUCUUGGGGAGGUUUUACUGCAGUGACAAACUUAAGGCUGAACUUGGCCUCUUCAGAGAGCUCUUUCCAGAGAAGAGCCUUCAAAUUUCCUCCCAGCCACUUUUCCACCUCUCUCUCCCUUCCCAGACACACAACAGCCUGGACAGAAGCUUUGCAGACUCCCCUGAGCCUGAAUUAACACCUCAGCUUUGAUGACAAAUGGGAGUUUGACUUGGAGGGAGGCAGGUGGCAGCACUGGAGGUGGCAUUUUGGAGGGGACAUUCCAGAGGUCCCCAGCUGGCAGGAGCUCGGUGCCACUUCCUUGUGGAUGGAGCAGGGAUGGCCAUGGGAAGCACUCCCCGUGGGGGGAUGCUGGCAAGGGGAGCACAGGCUGUUCUUUCACCAAUAUUCCUGUUUUUCCUGUAGCAGUAGUUAUUUAGGGGUAAGGUUUUCUCAGCUGGAAUGUCACUUUAAAAAAUUGAAAAGAAAAAAAAAAAAAAAAUAAGGGCAACGAGUCUGUCCUGAGGAGUUUACAGUCUACAGCAAAGACCAUGUAACCUGCACUGCACUUUAGAAGCCUCAAAUGCUCACUCACCCAUGACUUUCCCCUCGAGUGGGCAGCAGCCCCUUGAGGGCAGUUGUCCCUUUCUUCGGUGGCCCCUGAGCAGUACCAGCCACGUCCCUGCUGGUGACAGAGCCCCCGGGGCCCUCCUGCCCCACUCCCCACGCAGAAGUGCCUGAGCAAAGCCCAGGAGAGCCCAGCCACGCUGGGAUUGUCCCUGUGCCCUCGGGGGGCUGUCCCGGGUUUGUCCCGGGUUUGUCCCUGUGCCCUGGGGGGGCUGUCCCGGGUUUGUCCCUGUGCCCUGGGGGGCUGUCCCGGGUUUGUCCCUGUGCCCUGGGGGGGCUGUCCCGGGUUUGUCCCUGUGCCCUGAGGGGGCUGUCCCGGGUUUGUCCCUGUGCCCUGGGGGGGCUGUCCCGGGUUUGUCCCUGUGCCCUGGGGGGGCUGUCCCUGCCCUGCACAGCUGUGCUCCCUGGGAUCACCUCAGUGGGCAGGGAAUGGUGCCUGGCAGCCCCCUGGCUGACCCUCAGGGCUGGCACCAGCCAUGGCCCAGCCUCUGGGAAACCUCUGCAGACACUCACAGCCCAAACCCAGACUGUGAAGUGGUUCCAUCUUUUUGAGAAUCAAAGGGGUUUUUUUUUGUGUGUGUGAAUCUGAUUUUUUUUUUUUUUUUUGGACAAACCCCAGGGAUUUUAGGCUCACUCUCACAAGCUCCACCUUCUCCAGGUGAAAAAUGUGCCUGCGUUUUCCUGGUGGAGGGAAUACAAAAAAAACCCAAACCAAACCCCGGAGUUAAGUACUUCAGGGAGGAGGUGUUUGCCCCAAAGCCUUCAGAGCUGUGCCCACAGGCAGGGUGGGACAAGAGGAGGAGAGGACACCAUCCUAGUGGUGUCACCCAGGGUGCUGUCACCACCCUGGUGGUGUCACCAGAGCCUGCAGCAAGGGCUGGGCUCCUGCUGAGGGAAACCCUAUGGAGAAUAUCCCUGAGGGCAGAGCUGAUGUGACAGGACCCAAAGUGGAGUCUGAAUCACUGACAGGAGCCUGAGGCCACCAGAGCAUCACUGAUGCUUCACCCUCCCUGGGCAUCUGCCAGCAGGGAUUGUCCCAGGGUCCUCCAGCCUCUCCCUCCUGCCAGGAGCAGGAUCAAAGCUCUUGCUGGCUGUUGGGAGCCCCAGUGGGUGUGAAAGGAGCCUUUCCCUGCACACUGGCACUGCCAGGGGACAGGGCUGGCCCGGGGGGGUUCAGCUCAGCUAAUUCCAGCUCCUGGUUCUGUGUCAGGUUAAGAGUGCAGAGAGGAGAAAAUAAGGCAGAAAGGAACCAGCCCAGCAUUUUAGGUUGGUUAUUUUAGGCUGGUCAUGCUCACAUCAGCCUGCACAGGGGAAACCUCAGCCUGGUCAAACCCUGGGCAAAGCCACAAAGGGCAGGGAGGGGAUCAAUCUGCUCUGCAGGUCAGUGUGGGACUGAGCUGAGUCAGGUCUCAGGGAAAACCUUCUGGAGGUGAGGAUGGAGAAACUCAGGUCACAGAGGCUCUGCCAUGGCUUUGAGAAGCCAGAGAGAAGCUCUGACCUUGUGUGCAGCCAGGGAGUGGAGGGUGGAGGUGCCCACAGGGCCUUUCUGGCACGUUUGUGAUUCUCCCUCAUCCCUGGGUGGGUUCCAGCCCCAGAGCAUCCCCCAGCAGCCAGGGCAGCUGCUUUUGCUCCCCCUUGGUUUUGGUGUUGAGCCUCAAAUAGAAUGAAGGUGAAAUGUGCUGCAGAGUAAGCACCUGAGAGGGAAGGAUGUGAGCUCCCAGCUGUUCCUGCUGGAUGUCAGUGGUUAAAAGGCAGCAGCUCCUCUGGGCAUCCAUGAUCCACAGACUGUAGUGAACAAACCUUUAAGGUGGACAAUUCAACAUUUACCCUUUGAUUUGGGGUAGCUCAGUUGAGAAAUCUAAAAAUAAAAUGCAAAAAAAAAAAAUCUAAAAAUAAGCAAAAAAAAAAAAAAACCAACGCAACCCACCCACCAAACAAAAAAAGCAAACAAACAACUCACGUGUGAUUUCCAGAAGGAUAAACUGUUCCCUUUCCUUCCCUCAGACCUAGAGGGAAGGUCAGACACAACAGCACUUCCCACUCAUUCAGCAGCAGAAUGAAGCAGGUGCCACCAGAACCACUCCCAAACAUCCCAGGGAACUGCUGUUGAAGGAAAAGCAAUCACCACCUCACCCCAGGGCAGCAAGGAGAGCCUUUCCUGCCACUACAGGAGGUGCUUUUGCCCCUGGAGGCCCCUCCCCAACUCAAGGGUUUCAAAUCCCAUUGAUUUUCACCUCUCACUGGUGCUGUGCAGUCCUGGUGCCUCAGCUGGGAUUGUUGACUCCGUGGAAAAUCCCUUCUUGCCAUGGAAAAACCACAAAUCUUGUGUUAAAAAGGGAGAGGGCUUGGAGGCAGGGACACUCCUGUGGUGCCCAUGGAGAGCUGCUGAUGAUUUCCUCCUGGCAGCAGCAGCAGCUCAGGCAGAGCCCUGCUAGGGCCCCAGAAAUCAGUCAUGAGCAUCAACACCCCCCUCCCAAUUUAAUUGUACUCUGAGAUGUUUCAGCUCUGUCUGUAGCUCUGGCCAGUUUCCCACAAAUGGGAAUGCUCUUCCUGGGGUUUGUUGUCCUGGAUAGCAGAUCAGGUAGAGAAAGCAAAUCCCAGAACCCCAGAACUGUUUGGAUUUCCAGUCUGGUUUCCACCCCGUGCCACGGGCAGGGACGCCUUCCAUGAGACCAAGUCCCACCCAAGCUGCUCAAAUCCCCACAAAUUUAGAAAACCCUUUCCUUCAAAAUGUAUUUUCAGGGCCUUUUGGGGCUGAUGUCUCCUCACCCUAACAGACUUCCUGAAUUUUGGGGCUGCCUGACUUGUUGGGGAUCUGCAGCAGGCUGUGAGUUUGGGGUGAUGCUGAGCUGUGCUGGCACCUUCCUCCCUCUGCCUUCAGCUGUGCCCUGCCACACCCAGGGCUGGGAUCCACGAUCCUGCUGGCAACACCACGGGGCCAGGGCAGCUCCUCCUGACACAAGUGCCUUUCCUGGGGUCCCUCUGGAGCCUCCUGGGCUGGAAUGGGCAGAGCUCAGCUGGGCUGGGAUCCUCUGGGAUCCCCCUCCCACAGGAGUGUCUCGGGGAGCAGCUUCCACUCCAGCCGUGGCCAACCCCUGGAAACUGCUGCAGCAGCCUGGAGGCAUGGGGACAGUCCCCAGAGUGCUUGGGAGCUGUGGGGAGGGACAAACCCUGCCACCAGCGUGCUGUGGGGAGGGGACAAACCCUGCCACCAGCGUGCUGUGGGGAGGGGACAAACCCUGCCACCACCAAACCCUGUCACCACCUUGCUGUGGGACAUGCACGCCCUGUGGGUUGCUGCUGUCAUGGGGCAAGCAUUCAGGAGAGCCUUCCUCUUCUUCCUCUUCCUGCUGCUGCUGCUGUCCAGCCUGGGCAGCUGCUGCAGUGGGACAGGAGCCAUCUCCUUCCAGCUUCCAUCCCCUCUGGGGCCAGCAGGAGCCCUAACACCUCUGGGGGAGGCCAGGUGCUGUAGGAGAGUUGUUUUGGAGGGAAUUGAAGGCGGGUGAGGAUCAUCUCCUGCAGAUCAAGGCACCUCAGACCCCAAACCCCCCUGCACCACCCAAGCUCUGAGACCUCCUGGAGCACUGGAUCUUCCCAAAGCAGAGCCUCCAGCAGCAGCCAGCCCCUGAUGGGCAUUUCAGAAGCAUUUUUCUCUCCUUUUGGUCACACACAGAGCCCAGAGCCAGAGCUGGGGCUGCUCUCUGUGGAGGCUGGCCCCAGCUCUGCAGGGGUGGCACCCAGGGGACAGGGACACCUCGGCAUCCCAACGCUCCUGCCAAAGGCUCCUUUUUUAAUCACAGCAGGAGAAUUACUCCAUCUCCUUAGAUCUGCCACCUGGUAGAAGGAGCUGGUGCAGGACUGGCACCUUCCCAAGGGAGGGUGAGCCAUCCCAGGCCAUGAGAGGCUCCCAUUGCUCCACAGCUGAGUUGAGGGAGGAGAUGUUGGCUGUCUCUGGGGUCUGUAACCACGUGCCCUUAGUCAGUAGGUGAGUAGAUGUUGCUGCCCGUGUCUAUCUCCCCUGCCCAGUUGCUAUGUGUGAACAAGUGUAUUUCUCCCCAGUGUUGUGGGUUCUGCCUGUGGUGACACAAGGAUGGAAAGGUAGGGAUGACCUCGAGCUUCCUUCUGGACAGGGUAGAGAGGAAACCUGGAUGGGUCCGAGGCACCGCUUGUAACUACAUUUGUUCAAGAAAUGUCAUCUUAACCCCAAACUGUUGACACUUUAUGCAUGUGCUAAUUAAAUUUAAAAGAAAAAAAAAGAAGAAAAAAAAAAGGAAAAAAAAAAUAAAGAUUUUAAGAGGUUACAGUAGA
Messenger RNA from Haemorhous mexicanus (house finch), 11299 nucleotides. Its product is annotated as actin-binding protein WASF3-like. The transcript is spliced from 9 exons. Gene Ontology annotation, cellular component: cytoskeleton; SCAR complex; lamellipodium. Gene Ontology annotation, molecular function: protein kinase A regulatory subunit binding; Arp2/3 complex binding; actin binding. The record is from RefSeq and is a predicted model, not a curated record. Gene Ontology annotation, biological process: actin cytoskeleton organization; positive regulation of Arp2/3 complex-mediated actin nucleation. The coding region runs from base 93 to 1601 and encodes 502 amino acids. Lineage: Eukaryota; Metazoa; Chordata; Aves; Passeriformes; Fringillidae.